AAAGUGUCACGUCAAGCCGAGCUGGAAUGCCAGGUUUAGGGACUCAACCAAUUGCGUCUAGUCGCACGGAGUUUGUGUCGGUAUUUGGCGGAAAGUUUCAUUUCUCCCAGUUUGUAAUCGAUAGCAUUGAAGUGUUCUGUUUUAAUAGUCGCACAAGAUGAGAGGACGUUAUAAAAGACUGGAGGGCAAGGCGCGAGUGCACGAAAGACUCUACAGCGGCGCUCAUCCAGUGUCUGAGGCACUGGGAGCUGAGGCACACACAGCCCCAUCGGAUUCACCUGGCUCCGGGGUGCGUGUUCACGAGGGGGGCGACUGUGAAACAGCUCCAAAGCACUGCAAUGACGAUAGCAAGAAGGUCUACCUUGGAGUACGCGUGAAGAUGCCUGUCAAGGAUAUGCUUCGGAACAUCCGCAUAGCCCAGGGCAGAGAGCCCCAAGAUCUUCAGAGCCCGAACAGCAAAAGAGCCAAAGGGGAAAAGAAGCUAUAUAAAAGUCGCCCAGGAAAUAGAACAAGCAAGAGAAAAAGCCCCGCCAAUAGCCUAGAGGAGCUGGCAAUCAUCGUUGAGGUGCUGGAGGAGGAUCUGAGAACAGGCACCACAAACAGUUUUCCUAUCCAAAUGUCCUCUGCCAGCUCACCAGUUUCACCUGAGUACAAUUUUGAGCCAAAUGGUACAGGUUACAACAGUGAUGGCUCUGAUGAAAUCAUCCCCAGCCCCUCUUCCCAUACGACCUACUCCCCCGGGACAGAGGAGUACCACCAAAGCUCAUCUCCUCCAGGCAUUAUGACUCCAUGCUUUCAGCCCACGUGGACAGGAGACAGUUGGUUUGCUAACUGCGUGAUGAGCGGCUCCGAGUUCUUUCUGGCGCAGAUGCAGAAGGAGGAACUCCAGCUGAGGGACAUCUCUGACGAAGCACUGCUGGCCACUGAUAGACAAGGCCGAACAGCUCUCCAUAAUGUGGCAUGUGAUGGCAGGAGGGCACUGGCCUACGUAAUUGCAAAAAGGAUGGCUUCCAUCAACAGCUUAGACACAAAAGACUCGGAUGGAAUGACUGCCCUCCUUCUCGCAGCCAAGCGCAACCAUCACCUGAUAGUGGAGGAUCUGAUCAAUUUAGGUGCUUGUGUCAAUGAAAGAAACAACUUGGGAAAAUCUUGCCUUCACCUCAGCGCGGAGAAAGGCUUCAUCCGAGUGCUUGAGGUUCUGAAACAUGUUAUGAUGCAAGGUGUGUACAUUGAUGUCGAAGCCACCGAUAAGUAUGGGAUGAGUGUUCUUCAAUGUGCUUCAGUGGCCCUCAAGGUGACAUUGCAGCGGUUGGAAUUGAGCAAGAGCCUCAAUCAGAUCAGGCUCCACGUGAUCCGCAAGGAACGGCUCCUAGAGACCCUAGAGUGUCUGCUGCAAAUGGCCAGCUACUCUCAUGUCAUGGGGACCUGGGGAAUGAACGCCUAAGCCGCAGCACGUCAGCUCGGUAGAGACCCGACAGUAAUGUUCUGAGUAUGAACAGGCUUGGUUUAUGAUAGAGUCCAUAAAGUGACUUCUCUCAUAAAUCCCGUCCUGUUAUGUAAAGCAUCUAGGGUUGUGAAAAAUAUAAAUAGCCUGAUUUAGAAUCAGGUUUUUUUUUAAAUCUUCACAAAGUUUAGGUGCCCAUUAGCUGGUUUCUGUGAAACUUCAUUGUUUGUUACAUCCAAGUAACAACUUGCCUUCAGUGUGGUCCGGUUGUAUUCCAAUGGAAAGGUACUUUUUCAAUGUCAUCUAGCAUGAUGGCACAGUAUGUGUUGGUAGUGUAUCAGGUCACAAAUCCAUGAUUUGGAUCUCAUAAAGCUCGACUAAAGGAUUUGUUUCUUUGUAUAAACACCAAUGUUAAUCCAUGCAUAUAUCAAACAAACAAACUCCUACAUAAAUGGUUGAGCUACAUCACAUUCAAAAAUUUGUCAUCAGCAGACAAUUAACUUACCUUACUAAAUAAUUAUAAUUGAAGCUAGGACAGUUUGGACAUUUUACAUUAGUAUCAAACAGUCCAAUGUCAUUGUCUGUUUGUGUCAAUUUCCAAGAUUUGCAUCUUGAUACACAGUAACACUACUAGGUUUACAACAAUGAUACAGGAUCUAAAUCAUACUUGUGUAUGACAAGGCAUUAUAUUACGUAUGUUGAAAAUGUGUAUUGGGGAUUACCUGUAAAGUAUGUUGAAUGAAUGAAUGAAUUUUCAUUCUUCUAUCUUCUCAAAUUUGUCAUUUACUAUUGCCAUGUACGCACUUUGGAUGGGGCAACCCUAAAAUGUGGGCAAUCCCUAUCAAAUCUGGCCCUGUGCAUAUGUUGCAUGAAUUCCAUGGACGUAAGCACUUUUCCUCUUCGCACUUCUGAGACUGUAGGAAGUCCAGCGCCUCUUCAAGGUGAAAACAUGAUCUUGGCGCCAUGGAACUCUCCUGGAGCUUUUCCACUUCUAACUUGCUCCUGGUAGCUUGGAGGUUCUUUUUGUUUUGUUUUGUUUUGUUUUUUUGCAUGGCUCCUAACAUUAUAACAACUACAGAUAUUAUAAUGAUGUAAGGGUGAGUUAGAUAAUGAAUUAAAAUAUCCCCCCUCCCAGUCAGUUGUCAAAUACGGCCACGUGACUUGCCCAGCCAGAACACCCAUCUUCUUAGUGAUGUUUUGUAUUGUAGAGG
Molecule: messenger RNA, 2655 nt
Organism: Syngnathus acus (greater pipefish)
Lineage: Eukaryota; Metazoa; Chordata; Actinopteri; Syngnathiformes; Syngnathidae
Exons: 11
Coding region: 158-1444 (428 amino acids)
Biological process (GO): regulation of gene expression
Cellular component (GO): nucleus
Molecular function (GO): DNA binding; POU domain binding
Source: RefSeq, a predicted model, not a curated record